GUCGGAAGCAACACAAUCCCCAAGUUUGCCAUCAAAAACAUGAAGAAGGAGGCCUGAAGCCGUAUCUGCCAUUACUUUGUUAUGAUGCAGCCACUGUGGUCAAGUGCCAAUGCAGAGUUCAUCGAGCAGCUAGCUGUGGAGCUCGCAGGAAGGUUUCUCAACAACUCAAGUUGUAUCUGGCUCGAGAACAAACACAACAAAGAUAAAUUUCAUGCUGCUGCUAAACACACUCUGAACAAAGUUAUGACAACAUUCAAGACUGUUGCCCGGAUCAUGAUCAAGGACGCUUACAGCCUGAGGAUUCCAAUCAACAUGCAGCGUCCAAUCGGCACAGUCUGGUGCCCAGCAAUUGACCAGCUCCUUGACAAGUGGACUUUCACAGAUGCCACGAUCACGCUUCCAACAGGGCAAACAUUGUGUGCCACUUUCCACCACCCUGCUGUGAGUACAAUAAUCCACGAGACAAUCCACUCUCCCCAAGGGAAGCUAUCAAAUGCUAUCCCACCCGAUACAAGAAAUAUCGAUUGUCUUAUUGCAUUCACCAUCACCAUCAUCUGAUGGGCUCUUGUUGCUCUCAAAAGGGGUCGAGAACCGGAGUUUGAGGUGGACAUCUACAAACUGCACUACCUUGAUGCAUGGCGGCACAUUCAGACUCGUGGACAAGAACUACUCACACAUUAUGUUGACCCAGCCUCGUAGAAUACAAUUUCCUGAUUGAUGGUGUAUUUGAGUUGAUAAUCUCGACUACUAGUAAAGGCUGAUAAUCUCAGAUAAUUUCGUCGGAACCUUGAUAAGACG
Messenger RNA from Pisolithus orientalis, 798 nucleotides. RefSeq lists its product as uncharacterized. The record is from RefSeq and is a predicted model, not a curated record. NCBI's taxonomy places the organism in Eukaryota, Fungi, Basidiomycota, Agaricomycetes, Boletales, Pisolithaceae. The coding region runs from base 82 to 558 and encodes 158 amino acids. The transcript is spliced from 4 exons.